This is a messenger RNA of Haplochromis burtoni (Burton's mouthbrooder), 3570 nucleotides long. Its product is annotated as galanin receptor type 1. Gene Ontology annotation, cellular component: membrane. Gene Ontology annotation, molecular function: galanin receptor activity. Bases 344 to 1399 code for a protein of 351 amino acids. Gene Ontology annotation, biological process: G protein-coupled receptor signaling pathway; positive regulation of cytosolic calcium ion concentration; negative regulation of adenylate cyclase activity. NCBI's taxonomy places the organism in Eukaryota, Metazoa, Chordata, Actinopteri, Cichliformes, Cichlidae. The transcript is spliced from 3 exons. The record is from RefSeq and is a predicted model, not a curated record.
AGAAGCAACAGACUGGAUCGGCGCGGUCGCUGCGCGCUCGGGUCAGGUGCGCGCCGGGAGAGCGACUCCAAAACGCGCAGCUGUAAAGCUGAUUUAACGCUGCACAAAAACCGAGAUCGCUUUGAAAUAUACACAAAUAUAAUAUAGAAAGCUAAGAGGGGGAUUUACCGAAGUCUCGACACAAAGACACAGGAGAGCAACAAUACUGUCUGCAGGAACGCUGAUGGAAACGCACCUGACCAUAAACCCUUGCCCAGAAAAUUCCGUGCAAUGAAGCAGCACAGACCAGCUGCAGGUGCCUUUGCUUACCUUUUAACUUAAUCCGAAGAGCAAAGAAUAAAUAAUGAACUUGACAGACUCUGUUUGGCUCUUGGAAGAGCCCUGGAACCUCAGCCGUGUGGAGGAGGAGGAGGACGAGAAACUUUUAUUCGGGAUCGGCACGGAUAAUUUCAUCACGCUUCUGGUUUUCGGGCUCAUCUUUACGCUCGGCGUGCUGGGCAACUCCAUGGUGAUCACCGUGCUGGCCCGGAGCAAACCGGGAAAACCUCGAAGCACCACCAACAUAUUCAUCCUGAACCUAAGCAUAGCAGACCUGUCUUACUUGCUCUUCUGCAUCCCUUUCCAGUCCACUAUCUACAUGAUGCCCACUUGGGUGCUCGGUGCGUUUAUUUGCAAAUUCAUCCACUACUUCUUCACUGUUUCUAUGCUGGUCAGCAUCUUCACCCUAUCCGCUAUGUCAGUGGACCGAUACAUUGCCAUCGUUCACUCCAGAAAGUCGUCCUCUAUUAGGGUGGCGAAGCACGCUCUUAUUGGUGUGGUGGUGAUUUGGAUACUCUCCCUGGCCAUGGCUGCGCCUAUCAUGUAUUACCAGAAUAUUUUUCAGAGAGGGGAAAAUCACACCUUUUGCUGGGAAGUGUGGCCGGAUCAGAACCAGAAGAAGAUCUAUGUGGUUUGCACGUUUAUCUUUGGUUAUGUGCUGCCUCUGCUGCUCAUUUCUUUCUGUUAUGCAAAGGUGUUAAAUCACUUGCACAAAAAACUAAGAAAUAUGUCCAAAAAGUCAGAGGCAUCAAAGAAAAAGACUGCUCAGACGGUGCUUGUGGUGGUGGUGGUGUUCUGCCUGUCGUGGCUCCCUCAUCAUGUAGUUCACCUCUGGGUGGAGUUUGGGACCUUCCCGCUAAACCAAGCCUCCUUUGUAUUGCGGGUGGCUGCACACUGCCUGGCGUACAGCAAUUCAUCAGUCAACCCGGUCAUCUACGCCUUCCUGUCGGAGAACUUCAGAAAGGCCUAUAAGCAGGUGUUUAAAUGCCAGAUUAGAACCAGUGACUCCCCGCUCAAUGACAUCAAGGACAUUCGUAGCAAAGCGGAUACGCCGCCCUCAACUAACUGCACAAAUGUUUGACUUUUUCUUUUUCUGUCACAUGGAUAUCGCGAAAGCUGUAAUAUUCCACAUAAGCGCUGUUAAUUUCACCUGGACUAGAGGGGAUAAGGCACCAGUGACUGCAGGACACGAUUACUGCCUCUUUGAUCCGGCUGUGAUUGCUACUGUACAUGUCAUCACUGGUGGAAAAAAAAACCUGUCUGAAACUGAGAAAAAGUCAUCCUUCUUCAACAGUGACCUCUCUUAAACUGUAGAAAGUGAGUUUAUUCAAAUCAAUGAAUUUAAAACUCUGCAUGAGGAAAAGAAAAACAAUAUUGGUGCAGGUCCAAUAAGUGGAAAUUUUUCAUAAAAAGUAAGAGUUGCAUUAAAAGAAGCAACACAUAUAUACCUGUAAUACAGUCUGUUUAAAAAAAUAAAUAAAUACUUGUAUGAUUUUGCAGGAUUUGGAUUAUUCAAUGAAGAAGUAGUAAAGGAUCACAAAAUUCAUGCAUCUGAUCCAGUGGUUGUUUUGCCAUCUUUGUUUCUUUAGUGAUGAAAGAGGUAUAGGAUAACAUGCUAGCUGAGCUAGCUUGAAUGAGCUCCUAGCUAGCUGUUUCUAAAACAGGUGGCUCCUAGCUACAUCCAAAACUGUUUCUACAAAUUACAUGUCAUAAACUAGACACAUUUAAGCCCAGUUUACGUGUUGCUAAGUACUUUUAGCUUGGUAUGCUAAUGUUAACCCUGAAAACCUGGACAGUGAAAGCAAACAAUGGUUUUCCGAAGACAGAAGUGUGAUUAUGGCGCAAUAACUCUAAAAAGCUACUCUUUUGUUUCAUAAAAAGGGUCUAGGAUAUGAAGGUCUUUAAUAGUCCUAAUGUGCUUGUGAAUUCUAGUUAAAUUAGUACCAAAAAGGCCAUUUUUUAAAAAAGAUUAGCAAGCAUGACUCACUAAUAUCAUGGAAACAUACAAUUUUGUUUCAAGUUAAGUUGAAUGAAAGUUGGCUAAUAUUUAACUCUGUAGUGGAUAACUUUUCUUUAUUUUGUCUGUUGUUACAGACACCAGAUUGAGAAUUAAAACCAGUGCCAAAACUAGUUUACUAGGAAACUAUAGGUGCCCAUAGACUAAAUCAACAUUGUCUUAACUUAUUUGGCAAUGACUUGAUUGUAAUCCCCGUAGUCCAUCUUUAGGGUUUAAGAGCCUGUUUUGAUUUGAUUGAACUAUCAAACAUGCUUUAUAAUCAUCUUAAAGCAAAUUUCAUAUGACUACAGACAAUAUUUUUGUGUAAUAGACCUCUGGAGUUUGUGGUCAGUAUCACAGCCAUCUGUUUGGCAAAUAGUCUGCUGUACCUCCCAUUGAGGAAAAAAAGACUGGAACUAAAAGAUUUUUUUAAUUGUUUUUCUACAUAUUGAAGUUGUAAUCAUCACUGUGUGUGUUUUGGGGUUGUUAAAUAAGGUACAUCUUAACUGCACUCAUGACAAGGAUCAUAUACAUGAGUAUUAAAUGAGUAACAUUUUUCAAGUAAGCUGUCCAUCCCUGCUGAUGGUCCUUCACCGUAGAUUAAAAAUAAAAGACCUACUAUUUAAGUUGCACUCUGCUUGAGAAACAAUGUAUUUUAUUAUUACAUUUGGUUGUAAAUACUAAAAGCUAAAGCUUAUAUUCACAUAUGUCUUUGGAAAUCUUGCUGUACUUGCUUAUGAUGCUACGUAAACAGUUUUCAGAUUGUGUUGUGCUGUAUCAAUCAGCCUGGCUGUUGAAUGUACCGAUGCUUGUUGUACUUUUCCUGGUAGCCAUCUUUGUAACCAAGAAAACAACAGAACAAUGGAAAUGAAGAAUUUUAAUGUUGUACAAUAUAUGUGAUGUGCCAAAUCACUGUAUAGUAGCUUUAUCUCAGUGCAACAAAAUAAUUUAAACUACACAAGAUGAGAGCUUUAAAUACAGUACUGCUCGGUAUUCUCUGUAACCACAAAUACUCUGCUUAAGAUUUUAGUCCACAGCACCAUCUUUCUCCUGACAACAGCAAAUACCGGUAAUCAGGGUCAUCCGAGUCUUGCCCUCGCUCUCAUUGAGGCUCUUAGAUGUGAGAGUCGAGGCAUUUUCUGACAGAGAUGCAGUUGAUGACUUUGCUCACUGUAUUGCUGACUGCACAGAUAAUUAUACCCACAAAGGACUCAGGAUUUUUUCUUUCUUUCUUUUUUUUUUUUUUUUUUUUUAAA